UUCCGUAGAAGGCUAUUUUUCUGGGAAUUGGUAUGUUGGAAACCGAUUCGUCGAAAAGUUUUCGAAGGUUUGUUUCUUGACGACACACCACGACAACGAAGUAAACAGGUGUAAAUAGUUGCUGCGUUACCAGGCUAAGGAAAAGAAAUCAGAUACAACACUUAAAUGGCUCAGUGGGCCAAGCUACAGCAAUUGCAAGGAGAGGCUUUGAGACAAGUACAGAAUGUUUAUGGUGAACAUUUUCCUCUGGAAGUAAGAUUUGUUCUGGCACAGUGGAUAGAGGAUAAACCAUGGAGUGAAAUAGAUCCAGAUAAUCAUCUGCAUGAUAAUUAUGCAGCUAGCUUGUGUGCUUCAUUUAUUCAAGAGUUGGAGAAGAAAGCCAGUGCAGAAGAUUCUAACUUCAUUAUGAAACUUAAACUUGAUGAAGCUGUUAUUUACUUCAGAGAUAAUUACAGUAACAAUCCCCAACAACUUGUUAGGGUUGUAAAACAUUGUUUGCAAGCUGAAUCUAAGGCCAUUCAGUUAGCUGAAAAUCUUUGUGUUCAGAUGACCAAUCAACUUCAAGGCCCAUCCACCAUUCAUCAAGAAAUAAGCCAACAUCUGGAUAAACUCAAGAAGAAAACACAAGAAACUGAAGAAGAGCUACGACGUAUGCAGCAAGAACAAGAAUCCUUUGUAAUACAAUACCAGGAGAGUUCUAAGCGUCAAGCACAAAUUCAGCAAUUGACAAAUCAGACCAAUACCCAGAAUAAUGUUGAGAUGCUUACUAAACUACAGAGAGACAAGGAGUUAUUGGAUGAGGCCUUGCGACAAAAGGCUGCUUCAUUAGUCCAGCAGAGACAGGUUCUUGCUGACAGACACAAAGAUACGUUGUUGCAGGUGCAUUCCUUACAGACUCGAGUUUUGGAUGAUGAGCUCAUUAAGUGGAAAAGAAACCAGCAGUUGGCUGGGAAUGGAGCAAUAUUUGAUAAUAACCUUGACCAGAUUCAAGAAUGGUGUGAGCAUCUUGUAGAAAUAAUCUGGCAGAAUAGGCAACAAAUCAAGAGGGUUGAAAUGCUCUGCACUCAGCUGCCCAUUAACUCAUCUAUGGGGAAUAUUUUGGAAAAGUUCCAUUCAUUAAAUUCAGAAAUCACAGGUCUUCUUUCCUCCCUUGUUACAAGCACAUUUGUUAUUGAAAAGUUGCCUCCUCAAGUUAUGAAGACCAACACCAGGUUUACUGCUACUGUCAGAUUGCUGGUUGGAGGCAAACUCAAUGUUCACAUGACUCCACCACAAGUCAAAGUCACUAUUAUAAGUGAAGCACAGGCAAAUUCACUUCUGAAAAAUAAAGUAGGAAUGACUGAAGCAAGUGGGGAAAUACUUAAUAAUACAGGCACUAUGGAAUAUCACCAUGCUACACGUCAACUUAGUGUCAGUUUCAGAAAUAUGCAACUGAGAAAGAUUAAGAGAGCAGAAAAGAAGGGUACUGAGUCUGUGAUGGAUGAGAAGUUCUCCCUGCUGUUCCAGUCAGAAUUCAAGGUUGGUGGCGAAGAGCUUGUGUUCAGAGUAUGGACAUUAUCUCUCCCUGUUGUCGUUAUUGUCCAUGGUAAUCAGGAACCCCAUGCUUGGGCAACAGUGACUUGGGACAAUGCUUUUGCAGAACCUGUAUAUAUUCCAUCCAAAAUGUCUGACUCCUAUCAGGGUCGUGUCCCUUUUGCUGUGCCAGACAAAGUUCCUUGGAUCCAAAUGGCAGAAGUGUUAAACAUGAAAUUCCGUGCUGCUUGUGGACAGGGCCUUUCUGCAGAGAAUCUUCAGUAUUUGGCCACUAAAGGAUUUCGUAACUCUCAAAUUCAAGAUUUCAGCAACAUGAUGAUCACAUGGUCGCAGUUUUGCAAAGAACCUCUUCCAGAUAGAAACUUCACUUUUUGGGAAUGGUUUUAUGCAAUUAUGAAAGUUACCAGAGAACACUUGCGGGUACUUUGGAAUGAUGGAGUUAUCGUUGGGUUCAUUAGUAGAAGGAAGGCUGAAGAAAUGUUAUUGAAAAGACCAAGUGGAUCAUUUCUUCUUCGAUUCAGUGAUUCAGAACUUGGUGGAGUAACUAUAGCUUGGGUUGCAGAAGAUCCACAGCAAGAGACAAUGGAUGUUUUCAUGCUGCAGCCUUUUACCAGUCGCGACUUCACUAUUCGUUCACUAGCUGACCGUAUUAAUGACUUGAAACACCUGUCAUAUCUGUAUCCUGACAUACCAAAAGACCAAGCUUUUGGGAAGUAUUAUACCCCAUAUACAGAAAACCAGCCUCCUUCCAGUAAUGGAUAUGUAAAGCCAGUACUAGUGACACAUAUACCAGGAUGGACAGGCAUGAGCAGUGGAAUGGACAGCUAUCCUGGAACACCACAGUCCUCAUUUCACCCUCAGUCUCCUGAUCCUAGCUAUCAUGACUCCUCUUCUAUGGCAGGUGGUGGUGACCAACCCAUGCAUGCCGGUGCAGCAGUAUCUGACAUGGACUACGAUUUUUUAAACAUGGAUCUGAUGUCAGGAGAUAUGGAAGUGCCGGUAGAUUUCUCAAGCAUCAACGUUAGUGACCUUGUGGCCUACACCAAAAGAGAAUAAGACUGUUUCUAGAAAUUUGGGAGAAUCCUUGAAGAUGUAGCAGGACCUGUGUACCUACCAAUCUAAGAAGUUUGGGCAUUCUAACUUGCUCUUAUGGACACGUUGGUUUCUAUAAAGCUAAAUUAAUCUUUUACUUUUUAUGCUCUCAAAGUACUAGAAAGUUUAUAAAGCAUUAUUGAAUAUUCAGAAUCUUUCUUUAUAGACAUUUAAUGUAUUACCCACAGUAAUAUUUUAUAAAGUGAGGUGAAAUUAAUAUUUUUAAACAUCUAAAGAUGUGUGUAACGAAAUAAAGAAAGGGCUUGCAUAAUGAAUUUCAGUUUGUAAUUGAUAAGAUUUAAUCUAAGAUUUAAAAUUACUGGUAAAAUAAUGCUUAUUAUAUAGUCAUAUGUAGCUAAAAAUUUGCUAGUGUGUUGUUAUGAUACUUUUCUCUUAGGUUUUAAAAGGUGGAAAUAUGCUUAGCAUGUUUAGAGAAUACCUAUUACACCAAGAGUAAAAACUGUAAGAGCUGUACACUAACUUAAACAUAACAAUAAAAUACAAAGACAUCUUUUAUUGUAAAUCUAAUGCAGGUCGAAUCAACUCCAGUUAUAAACAGCUAUGCAGCAUAUCAAUUGUCAUUUUUAACUGUUUUCAACAGUACUGAUAUUGUUGUCAAAAAUAUUAUAUAAAGUCAUUUCGUGGUUUAUUUCUAAAACAGAAUUUAUCAUUGUUAUAUUUUAUCCCUGUUUCAUUUUGCAAAUAUCUAACCUUUUAAAGUACAAAAAAAUGUAUGUCAGGCAAAAAAACUCAUUUAUAUAUUUAACCACAUUUUUUA
Molecule: messenger RNA, 3403 nt
Organism: Limulus polyphemus (Atlantic horseshoe crab)
Lineage: Eukaryota; Metazoa; Arthropoda; Merostomata; Xiphosura; Limulidae
Product: signal transducer and activator of transcription 5B-like
Exons: 22
Coding region: 166-2589 (807 amino acids)
Biological process (GO): regulation of cell population proliferation; defense response; regulation of transcription by RNA polymerase II
Molecular function (GO): DNA-binding transcription factor activity, RNA polymerase II-specific; RNA polymerase II cis-regulatory region sequence-specific DNA binding
Source: RefSeq, a predicted model, not a curated record